CUUCGUUGAUCUGCUGGCUGGCCGACCUCAGCUCUCAUCAUCACCGCAUCAAUCCAUCCGCCCGUCCACCCAUUCCGCCACGCAGUGCUACCGACGACGCCUGAAUCUUUCUAACGUUUCACGAUCCGGCAUCCCCAAUUCCGUCAAGAGCCGACGAGCGCCUCCGAUCCGCCAAAAUGGCCGCCAUGUUCAGCCAGAAUCCGGUCAUGAACGGCCCCAACUACUCCUUCUCGGAUAGCCCCCAGACCAACAAUGGCGAGCCCAGGGAGCAUCGCUUCAACCCCUACACCGACAACGGCGGCUCGACGCUGGGCAUCGCCGGCGCCGACUUCACCAUCAUGGCCGGCGACACCCGCCACACGAGCGGCUACAGCAUCAACACCCGCAUGGCGCCCAAGGUCUUCAGGAUCGGCGGCACCACGGCCUCUCAGGAUGACGCGACGAUAGUCCUGUCUGUCUGCGGCUUCGCCGCCGACGGCUCUGCUCUGCGCGACCAGCUCGACACGAUCUGCAAGAUAUACCGCUACCGCCACGGCAAGCCCAUGACCCUCAACGCCUGCGCCAAGCGCCUUUCCACCAUCCUCUACCAGAAGCGCUUCUUCCCCUACUACGUAACCGCCAUGCUCGGCGGCCUCGACGAGGAGGGCAAGGGCGCCGUCUACUCCUACGACCCCGUCGGCAGCUACGAGCGGGAGCAGUGCCGUGCCGGCGGCGCCGCCGGCAGCCUCAUCAUGCCCUUCCUGGACAACCAGGUCAACUUCAAGAACCAAUACGUGCCGGGCAGCGGCACCGGCCACGACCUCAAGGAGCGUGAGCGCCACCCGCUGUCAAGGUCGCAGGUCGAGACCAUCAUCAAAGACGCCUUCGAUGGCGCUGUGGAGCGACACAUUGAAGUCGGUGACGCCCUGCAGAUGCUCAUCAUCACCAAGGACGGCAUCGAGGAGACGAUACUGCCGAUGAAGAAGGAUUAGAUGCUGCGUGGGGGUGACGAGGGGACGCCGGCCUGUGUGUACAACAGCUUCCUUAGACGAUUCCAAAUUGGACCUGGUAUCUCCGGUAUGAUCGCGUAUACGAGCCAUGAGGCCACAUUUGGCUUGCAAGUGUCAGGGUAGGAAUUCUGCGUGAUAACACGUCCUUAACACCAACGAUCUGUGUAACACUGGAGGAUCAAGCAUCGACGUCGGCAUGACCGGAGCAGUACAUGCCAGCCAGGUCAUAAAGCUUAUGAGCAGGGUCUCGAUUGUUUCUUAUUGGCGAGACUAUCUACAGGUGGCAAGGAAAGACGGCAGUCGCGUGCACUAUCCGUCUGGCUGGCUCGCGUAGUGACUAAAGCCCGGCAGUGACAAGUCAACGAUCAUGGGAGGGACCGAGAACCCGCGAAAACUGGCAGCUCUUGCGUGAGCCGACGGCGUCCAAGCCUCCCAAAAUAUCAUCACUUCGGCUGGUGGCGUGGACCUGGACUCUAGUCGGGUAGAUUGGCCAUCUCCGUUGCUUGACCGUUCGGCAUGGCUGCCUUGAUGACGCUGUUGUCACGCACAACGGUUCCAUUUCCCGGCCCGACCCCCCGACAUAAGAC
This is a messenger RNA of Purpureocillium takamizusanense, 1576 nucleotides long. It is a transcript of the gene PRE7, whose product is annotated as Proteasome endopeptidase complex. The coding region runs from base 177 to 971 and encodes 264 amino acids. The transcript has 2 exons. NCBI's taxonomy places the organism in Eukaryota, Fungi, Ascomycota, Sordariomycetes, Hypocreales, Ophiocordycipitaceae. The record is from RefSeq and is a predicted model, not a curated record. Gene Ontology annotation, cellular component: proteasome core complex.